Messenger RNA from Lottia gigantea (owl limpet), 876 nucleotides. RefSeq lists its product as hypothetical. NCBI's taxonomy places the organism in Eukaryota, Metazoa, Mollusca, Gastropoda, Lottiidae. The transcript is spliced from 5 exons. Gene Ontology annotation, biological process: extracellular matrix organization. The annotation marks the transcript as partial. Gene Ontology annotation, cellular component: extracellular matrix. The record is from RefSeq and is a predicted model, not a curated record. Gene Ontology annotation, molecular function: metalloendopeptidase activity.
UGUUCUGUGACCUGUGGAGACGGUGAAGAAACUAGGGAUGUUUACUGUGGUGAGAAAGAUGACCCAUCUGAUGACCUCUUGUGUCAGGAGCAAGAAGCGCCAGAUGCGGUUAGAGAUUGUUAUAAGCAUGAAUGUCCACUGGAAUGGUCAGUUGGUGAUUGGUCCCCGUGCUCUCAGUCAUGUGGAGAAGGUUUAAGAUACAGGAAUGUCUUCUGUGGGGUUGAAGAAGAAGAUUAUGACGAUUAUCGCUGUGUUGAGGAAUAUAAACCCAGCGACACCAAACCAUGUUUUCUUGGUGAUUGUCCUCUGGAAUGGACAGUUGGUGAAUGGCAAGAGUGUUCACAAUCAUGUGGAGAAGGUAUGAGGUAUAGAGAUGUAUUCUGUGGAGUUGAAGAAGAUUAUGAUGACUAUCUUUGUAAUGAAGAAAUAAGACCCAGCGACACUCAGCCAUGCUUUCUUAGAGAUUGUCCCGUGGAAUGGACAGUUGGUGAAUGGCAAGAGUGUUCUAAAACGUGUGGAACUGGUAUUGAGAAGAGAGUAGUUUAUUGUGGAGAUGAAGAAGAUGAAACUGAUGACCAUCUUUGUUCCAAUGAUCCACCAUCUGCUACUAAAUUCUGCAAUAAAGGCAAAUGCAAGCCUCUAAGACGACCACGCUGUGAAAAGGAUAAGUAUAGUUUCUGCCGAACUGCAAAUGCUAAAAAAUGUAUAUUUGGUGGUUUUAAGAAAAUAUGUUGCAAAUCGUGUAGUAAACUAGCUGGUGCCGCAUACCGGAGGAUAGCUGCAUUGCGAAGAUUUGCCAAAGCCAGACGACAGUCCAAACGUCGAAGAAGAUUCCGUUCAAGAUUAACAAGAAGAAAAAAUAGACGUCGUUCAUAA